This is a messenger RNA of Esox lucius (northern pike), 2278 nucleotides long. RefSeq names its product FYN proto-oncogene, Src family tyrosine kinase b (gene fynb). Gene Ontology annotation, biological process: cell surface receptor protein tyrosine kinase signaling pathway; T cell receptor signaling pathway; protein phosphorylation. The coding region runs from base 263 to 2041 and encodes 592 amino acids. NCBI's taxonomy places the organism in Eukaryota, Metazoa, Chordata, Actinopteri, Esociformes, Esocidae. The record is from RefSeq and is a predicted model, not a curated record. Gene Ontology annotation, molecular function: signaling receptor binding; non-membrane spanning protein tyrosine kinase activity; ATP binding. The transcript has 14 exons. Gene Ontology annotation, cellular component: extrinsic component of cytoplasmic side of plasma membrane.
GUUAGUUUCAUUGUGGCCCUGCAAAGACAACACCAUCAUCCUCAACAUCUACGGCGAGUGAGACUGCAAUUAGAUCGCAAAGGAUUUGUGUAGACUAAUAGGCUUUUAUUGUUACAAAAAGAAGCAUCUCAUGUACAACUGCAAUGGAAUACAUUCUUCCGGUUAAUUAGAAGCCUUCGAAUUGGGCCUCUGUUUUUGCGGUGCACAAAGCAAUGUGGAGCAAAUAAAGAUCCUGACACGCUGAAACCAGAGAAUAUAGAUAAUGGGCUGUGUGCAAUGCAAGGAUAAAGAAGCAACAAAACUCACAGACGACCGAGACACUAGUAUCUCCCAGAGUGCUGCGGGGUAUCGCUAUGGCGCCGACCCGACACCACAGCAUCAGCACUACCCCAAUUUCGGGGUCACCGCCAUCCCCAACUUUAACAACUUCCAGUCGCCCGUCAGCCAAGGGAUGACCGUCUUCGGAGGGGUCAGUACCUCAUCCAACACAGGGACCCUGCGAACCCGUGGAGGAACAGGAGUCACCCUCUUCGUGGCACUAUAUGACUAUGAGGCACGGACGGAGGAUGACCUGAGCUUCAGGAAAGGGGAGAAGUUUCAGAUUAUCAACAGCACUGAAGGGGAUUGGUGGGAUGCCCGCUCUCUCACCACCGGGGGAAACGGCUACAUUCCCAGUAAUUACGUGGCUCCAGUGGACUCCAUCCAAGCUGAGGACUGGUACUUUGGGAAGCUGGGCAGGAAGGAUGCUGAGCGACAGCUGCUGUUUACUGGAAACCCCCGUGGCACCUUUCUCAUCAGGGAGAGCGAGACCACAAAAGGGGCCUUCUCGCUGUCCAUACGGGACUGGGACGACGUGAAGGGAGACCACGUCAAGCAUUACAAGAUCCGUAAACUGGACAGUGGAGGAUACUACAUCACCACCAGAGCUCAGUUUGAAACCCUGCAGCAGCUUGUGCAGCACUACUCAGAGCGGGCCGCGGGGCUAUGCUGUCGCUUGGUGGUGCCUUGUCACAAAGGGAUGCCACGCCUCACAGACCUGUCCGUCAAAACCAAAGAUGUGUGGGAGAUCCCGCGGGAAUCGCUGCAGCUCAUCAAGCGUCUGGGGAAUGGGCAGUUUGGGGAGGUCUGGAUGGAGAGUGCGGAUGGUUUGUGCUUUAAUUUUACGUGCGUGUGUGUGCACCACACCCCUGAAACUCUGGGCCUGGCUCACGAUGACUGGGAGAUCGCCAGGGACUCACUUGAGUUCCAAGUGAAGCUGGGGGCGGGAUGUUUUGCUGAAGUGUGGUGUGGAACAUGGAACGGCACCACCAAGGUGGCGGUGAAGACCCUGAAGCCAGGCACCAUGUCUCCUGAGUCCUUCCUGGAGGAAGCCCAGAUCAUGAAGAAGCUCCGCCAUGACAAGCUGGUGCAGCUGUACGCUGUGGUGUCUGAGGAACCCAUCUACAUCGUCACUGAGUACAUGGGCAAAGGAAGCCUCCUGGAUUUCCUGAAGGACGGGGAGGGACGUGGACUAAAGCUGCCCAAUCUGGUUGACAUGGCAGCCCAGGUGGCGGCUGGAAUGGCGUACAUCGAAAGGAUGAACUACAUUCACAGAGAUCUGCGCUCAGCCAACAUCCUGGUCGGGGACAACCUGGUGUGUAAGAUUGCCGACUUCGGUUUAGCCAGGCUGAUCGAGGACAAUGAGUACACCGCACGGCAAGGCGCCAAGUUCCCCAUUAAAUGGACGGCCCCGGAGGCUGCACUGUACGGGAAGUUCACCAUCAAGUCGGACGUCUGGUCGUUCGGCAUCCUGCUCACCGAGCUGGUCACCAAGGGACGGGUCCCUUAUCCUGGGAUGAACAACCGGGAGGUGUUGGAGCAGGUGGAGCGAGGAUACCGGAUGCCCUGCCCCCAGGACUGCCCCAUCUCCCUCCACGAGCUCAUGGUACAGUGCUGGAAGAAGGAUGCCGAGGAGAGGCCCACCUUUGAGUACCUGCAGGCCUUUCUGGAGGACUACUUCACAGCCACCGAGCCACAGUACCAGCCUGGGGACAACCUCUAGACACGCAGCUCUGGGCUGGAGCGGGACCAGACCGUAGCUCUCGAAGAUCCACCAGGGACCUGAACAUCCUCUGCAGCUCAACAGAGCCUCUUGUAUCCACUCCCCUCCAACUCCUAACACUCCCAAUGCUUUUCGUGGCUAACCAUGAGACAGACUCAACUGACCGGAUACCACAGAUUGUGCGUGUGUGUGUGUGUGUGUGUGUGUGAGAAAGGGAGGGAGGGAAGGGGGCGGUCU